UUCAGUCGUCGUCUCGUCGAUCGGCGAUGAUAUCCAAUUCAACAUUUCAGUUUAGACAAGUCUCGACGUUGCUGUUUCACCUCCCCACCAGGCUCCAUUCUCCACGCGUUGCGGCCUGCGGAGGGUGGACUUUUAUUCUCUCCGAGCGCGCUCGUGGAAGUACACUGGAAAACAGUGUCGGUGUGUGACCAUUACGACAGUCAUUCUCCAAUUUUUAUUAUUAUUUGGUCAAUUGUUGCUUCAACCAAAAAAAUAAAAAAGCAAAAAGAAAAAUUACACGAGCUCGCUUCGUUGCCGGCGGAAACCAACGGUCACAUUGUGUAUCACAUCAUAUUACCGUUAAAAUACGAACCAUUCCGCCACGGACUUUGUUACGCUCUUCUCCAAUCCACCCUAUUCCUUGCUCUACUUACUGAAUUCGGUUGGCUUUUCCUUUUAUUUCUUUUUUGUGUAAUCAAAAUUUGGGUUCCCAGCGUGAAUUUCAAGGAUGAGCUUCGAAUUCAUGAUCGAUUAUGUUACAACACCAUGGUAAGUGCAAUUUCUACAUCGAUAAACCCCAAAACCAAGGGAGGUCCUGCUCCUCCAUCUCACAACCCAAAGAGGACUCCUCUCUUGCCCUCUGAACCCGACAAUGCACUUACUCCUCGCAGACCCAAACUUCAACAGGUUACGUCUCGUUAUAUGUCUUCCCCCUCAUCCACUACUUCCUCAUCAAGUUUGAGACGAUGGCAAUCACCCCUUCAGUCCACCACCAUGAAUUCAGCAUCUAUGGGGACACCAACGCAGUCGCCAUCACUGACCAAGCGCUCGCUCUCAGUAAACCGGAGUCGACCAGCCAAUCCUCGACUUAAACCUUCCUGCAUGGGAGCUGGAAAUGGUGUUGGCGCUGGUACGCCGACGGCUCAGAAGAUGCUUUUCACUUCAACCAGGAGUUUAUCGGUUUCGUUUCAGGGUGAGUCAUUCUCAAUCCAGGUUAGCAAGGAGAAACCAGCACCUUCGCCAAAUUUUAGGAAAAUUACACCAGAGAGGAGUAAGGCCACAACUCCCGGCAGAGGAAGGAGCGGAAGUUCCAGCCAGAGUGAGCAUUCAAGGUCAUCGGAUCAGCAGCGAUGGCCGGGAACAAUGCGGCCCUUGAAUUGUUUGGCUAGAAGUGUGGAUUGCACGGACGACACGAAAAAAUUAGGAGGAUCCAGGGACGUGGUUAAAUCACUGCAAAAUUUGAUGGUAGGUGUUCAAAUUUCUUUCGAUGGGACGAUGAGUUCGGAAGGGGACAGCGGAGAAGCCAAGAAGAUUGCUGAGGUCGUUCUUGAAAGGAAGAAAGCUGAUGGAUCUGAGUUCAUUCCUUCUGAUAACGAAAGUGUGUCUUCUGGUAGUUCUUGCUGCGGAGGGGAACAAGGGAAACGAGGUUCCCGUGGAAUUGUGGCACCAGAAAGAUUCUGGCAAGAGGCUAACAAUCGGUUGCGGCAACAGAUAGACCCUGCAUCUCCAUCGUCAAGGAAUUCUGGAAAUAAACUAAUAGUUCCGCCUAAGCAUCUCCAUCCAAAAGAUUCAUGUGUUGAUAGUCCCAUGACAUCUCCCGGAAAAAUCAUAAAUAGCAGGGGGCAAGUAUCUCUUCUUCGUGCGGCGGUUCGUUCUGCUUCACCAAGUAAGCUCGCCACGCCAUCCAUAUCGUCCCCCUGGAGAGGGAUGAGCCCAUCUCGAGUAAGAAAUGGAGUGGCAGGAGGCCUGAACGAUAGGCUGGGCAAUGUGCCUUCUAUUUUGAGUUUUGUUGUUGACGUACGAAGAGGAAAGAUAGGGGAGAGCCGUAUUGUUGACGCUCAUUUACUGAGACUCCUCUAUAACAAACUCUUGCAAUGGCGAUUUGUAAAUGCCAUGGCAGAUGCCACCCUCUCUGUUCAGAGAUUGAAUGCAGAGAAAAGCCUCUGUAAUGCAUGGGUAGCUACCUCUAAGCUACGAGAAUCUGUUAGAGCCAAGAGAACAGAGUUAAUAUUGCUGAAGCAACAUAUCAAGCUAAUUUCCAUCCUCAAGGAGCAGAUGAUAUAUUUGGAAGAUUGGGCUCUUUUGGAUCGGGGAUACUCUAGUUCACUCUCAGGGGCUAUUGAGGCCUUAAAGGCUAGCACUCUCCGCCUUCCCGUUGUUGGUGGGGCCAAGGCAGAUGUGAUGAAUGUGAAGGAAGCCAUUUGUUCCGCAAUGGAUGUGAUGCAGGCAAUGGCGUCGUCUAUAUGUUUGUUGUCACCAAAGGUUGGCCAUGUAAACUCGCUAUUGUUUGAAGCAGCUAAUUUGAGUGCAAAAGAGCUUGCUUUGCUGGAGGAGUGUAAAAAUCUCUUGUCAGUUGUUGCAGCUCUGCAGGUUUCAGAGCGGAGCUUGAAAACACAUAUUUUACAGUUGAAAUGCUUGCCUAACCCAGAAGCCAAACAGUGAAGUAACAAGCAAAUAGUAUCUGUAUUUGCUUCACCAUCCUUCCGCUGUCGUCGAAACAGAAGAGUGGCUGGUUGCAUCUAAAAGUAUAGUGUAUAUUUAGUUAAAUCUAACGCGUGAUCCAUUUCGUGAUGUAUUUCAUAUGUACAGUCGAUCUGAAGAUUGAGGAGUGGAUGCUGUCGUUCUCAAAAUUCAAGUUCUGAAGAUUGAGGAGUGGAUGUGUGUGUGUAACGUUUUAGUUAUUUUUUUUUUUAUCACAGUUUUUUUUUUUUUUUGGCCUGAAACAUUGUUAUUGGUUUGCUAUGAUGAUCCCUUGUAUCUUAUGAAAAUGACUUCGAGAU
Prosopis cineraria is the source of this 2759-nucleotide messenger RNA. Its product is annotated as QWRF motif-containing protein 2-like. Lineage: Eukaryota; Viridiplantae; Streptophyta; Magnoliopsida; Fabales; Fabaceae. Gene Ontology annotation, biological process: centrosome cycle; spindle assembly. Gene Ontology annotation, molecular function: microtubule binding. The transcript is spliced from 6 exons. Gene Ontology annotation, cellular component: cytoplasm; centrosome; nuclear microtubule. The coding region runs from base 526 to 2421 and encodes 631 amino acids. The record is from RefSeq and is a predicted model, not a curated record.